Molecule: messenger RNA, 1239 nt
Organism: Phaeodactylum tricornutum CCAP 1055/1
Lineage: Eukaryota; Bacillariophyta; Bacillariophyceae; Surirellales; Neidiaceae
Exons: 2
Coding region: 262-1239 (325 amino acids)
Source: RefSeq, a predicted model, not a curated record
ACUUCUCACUAGCUUGAGUGGACUUCUCAUGUUGAAUGUAAAAAAAGUAAGCUCUGCUGUUCGCAUGUCUUCCGAAAAAUUGUAUUCUCCCAUUUUUCUUUUCGUUCUAGAAACGGAACCUGCCGGCGAUUAGGUAAUUUUCGCUCCGUAAUUCAACGAAUAAGUCUUUUUGUGAGUUUGGUAGCGCUUGCCAAUACUUUUUGAUAAUUCAAAAAAGUGAUUACGGUACCUGAAGGUGCAAAAACCACCUUGCAGCAUAGGAUGAGUUCUUCGCGCAAAGCUCUGUUUAUAUUCUAUUUUGCUGCGAUGAUCGAGUACGUUUUGGCGUAUACUCAUCAGAAAAGUGGCUUUGGUAGCCGACGCCUCGACCGCAGCAUCGACCGGAUUGGCAGUCCGUAUAUGAAGGACUCAACGUUUUUUCCGCGUCGAGCCUUGUGGAAUAGGCUUCUGUUGCCUUUUGCACUUACCACAACGUGUUCCACGAAACUCUUGGACCCACAAAGUGCUUGGGCGGCUGCACCCUCACGCGUAGAGGGAAUUGGAGGGGGCUUUGACGUGAGACAGCCUCCACUUUCGGCAAUAAAAAUUCCCGACGUUAUAUAUCCGGCGUCUAUGGAGGGAUUAUGGAGCUGCGAAAGGCGGAUCAUCAGUGUCGAGGGAAACUCUGAGCAAGCGCGGGAAGCUUGGACUGCCCUUGGCGGUAGCAAGCCAAAAUUAUUUGGCCCCGACCAGUUUGAAGAAUACUUGACACGCUUUUUUAUACCUCCUUUUAAUCACCCUCAGACUUAUACGUAUAAUGAUAGCGAAGCCGCUGGGGUCGCACGAGAUCGUGGCUUCGAGAUUCUCUCGCGAGCUAGCUCGUCUCGAAGUGUACAGUGGGAAGUGGCACACCCAAACUUGCUUCGAUACUCUCAAGAUGGCACGAAUCAACAAAAUCGCUACGUAGAACUUCUGGUUGUACAAAGGAAAAGCGAAAUUCCCACUUCUUCGGGCUUUGGGUUUGACGAGCUUAUUCGAAUAACUUCAGCUGCUGGGGGAUUUAUACCCGGAGGCAUUGAAAAAGUAGCGCGCGUUCAACGAAAAUAUAGGCGGGCCUUGAAUAAUGCUACUGGGGCUAGAAUUGUCGAGGGCAUUGAACUUGUGAAGACCUUCCGAGUUUUGGAUGGUGUAGCUGGUAUUGAGAUGCCAACAAGUACGACCAAGUCAAUGCUACGAAUGAGUCGUCCGAACACCGCUUGA